Cooperia oncophora is the source of this 696-nucleotide messenger RNA. The record is from the annotation of a GenBank genome assembly. Lineage: Eukaryota; Metazoa; Nematoda; Chromadorea; Rhabditida; Trichostrongylidae.
AUGUUCAACGAAAAUGACCGUUCCGUUGAAGAACCCUAUCGAAAGAAACGACAAGACUAUAUGAUGUCAUCGGGCAGUUUUGACGAGGUCGAGAAAAGCGUCCUUGCCACAUUCAUGUGCCCAGUUGGACCACCCGGACCUCGAGGAAGACCUGGACUACCAGGAGAAGCUGGUCCACCAGGUGAAGAUGGGAAACCAGGUCCUAACGGCAAAUCAAUUACUUCAUUCUCUCCUCGCGGAUGCAUUGUGUGCCCUAUGGGUCCGAUUGGACCGCCUGGGCCCGAGGGACCAAGAGGCGCUCCAGGUCGAAACGGAUGGAUUGGAAAUGAAGGUAGAGCUGGACGCCAUGGCGAAAUGGGUCCCAUGGGCCCGCCAGGAGACAAAGGAGAAGAGGGUCCACGUGGCGAGCCUGGAUACCCAGGAGUUUCUGGGCGGCUUGGAUUCCGCGGGAAAGGAUUGCCUGGUCCACAAGGACCACCGGGAACGCCCGGUGAUGCUGGAGCGAAUGGACCGCACGGAGUUCACGGAGAACCAGGACAACGGGGACCACCAGGAGAACCCGGUGCGAUCGGAAAUCCAGGAGAACAAGGUGUUGACGGCAGACAAGGAUCGCCAGGAAUUCGAGGACAACCAGGCGAAGACGCGGCAUACUGUAGCUGUCCUGCAAGAUCGCAUUUGCUUGUCGAUGUAGAAUAA